Molecule: messenger RNA, 4973 nt
Organism: Danio rerio (zebrafish)
Lineage: Eukaryota; Metazoa; Chordata; Actinopteri; Cypriniformes; Danionidae
Source: RefSeq, a predicted model, not a curated record
UGUGAAUCACGUCCUACGUCACCGAGUCACACUUGCAGCGCGCGUGAGUGAGAGUAUGGUCGCUGCUCUCGGUGGGGUUGAGGGAGGUUGUUUGUAGGCGCGGGCCAAAAGCUGAGCGCAUGCUUUUUUUUAAAACACUAGCGGAAGACCACUAGCUUGCUUUAGCGUCAUGAGUAAACCGCUGUUUAGUUCUUUGCUACCGUACGCUUCGCGUUAAUUUGGAAGCUGAAGUGAACCGAGCAAGGUGCAGAUGAAGAAGAGAGGAUGCUGGAAUGAGUGACGAAACACAGCAAACAUCAUGAUGGAGUCUCACUUCACCACAGCAUCACUGUGUUCCCACUGCUUUCGCGCUUUAAAGUCGCAGUUUGUAACGCUGAAUUUCGAUAUUUAAGAAGGAGUAUUUGGGGUGUUUGCUUUCGUGCUGCUCGUGAAGCCGUUGUUUUGUUUGUGUUGGUAGUUUUAAUCGAUGCUCUGGAAUAAUCGCGCUGAGUAAGAGGAAGCCUUUCCUGGUUGAUAUAAUUAACGUGCUUACUGCAUAGGGUACAUUUCGCUCGUUCAUUGUCUACUGUAUAAUGUUGUAUAUAAAAUAAGUAAGCUGACUACUCGAGCCAUGGACUGUGUUAAAAUACUAGUUAAAGUUGAACGUGGACUCUUGAGCUUUGACGUUGACAUCAUGGAUAGACGCGGCUGAUUUUCAUCGAACAGGUGUCUCUUUAGUGUUCAUCCAUGACUCUGCCAUAUGCUGAUGGAACAGAAGGUCCUCAAUAAGUCCCCCAUGGUGUCCAGACUGCCAAAAUUUGGUGCCCGUCCUGUCAGUGGUACCCCUUCAUCCCUUCCCAAUGGCACAGCCCAGAUUGUGGUCACACAAGAGGGUAAGAAUCCCCCUGUCAGGCCAAAUGGAGUAGUCAGAGCCUCCUCCUUUUCCAUGAAAUGGAGAAAGGAAAAUGGUGGGUCAUUGGACCCUUUAAAUCCAGUAGAAGGCACAAUACCAGAAGAGAAAAAAGAAGCUCGAUCUCAACAGUCUCCAGGAAGUAAGGAGUUAAAAAGCCCUUCUACUCCUGCAUCUAAAGUGCGCAGGUCGGCCUCGUCAUUAUCCAGUGGAAGCCCCAAACCUGUACCCAAAUCCUCUAAAUCCAUCCAAAGUCCUAAACCAAAGCCCAAACACUCUCAGAUCUUGACAACCUCUAAAAGUCAGGACAUAUCCCAACAAAGGCCAACUCAAAAUGGAACUGCAUUUCUGGGGUCUUCACCAGGCCAAGCCAUCUCUUCAGGGCUUCAGCGACCGAGGACAAAUUCUAGCUCUACGCGAAGCACCUCUAGCUUAUCUCAAUCCAACGACAGCCUCUCAAAACAUUCGGUCGUGCCUGACCACAUGGUGCGCUCUCAGAGCUUCACCCACUUUAAACAAUUACCAUCGCCAACAUCCGCUCCCAUGACACGCUCCUUCUCCUUCAACAAGGCUGUGGAGCUAGCCAAGCCACUAGCUAAUACCCAGCUGCGUCCUCCACGAACACUUGGACUCAAAUCUCCACUGAUCCUCAGCAAAGGUCGACCAAUGCUUGGUUUUGGGGGCCUGGGAUUUGGAAAGGGCUUAACAGAUAGACUACCUGCUGGGACUCCCUCUUCAGACUGCUUAACGCCGCCUAAUUCCACAAAAAGGCAGCUUUUACCUAACUCUAUGCUGACAAAACCCUCGUUACAAGCCUACAGGCUAAGUCGACCAAUUGCUGCCAAACCGCAGUGCCCUCCAGUGGUUAGGAGAAGCCCUGUGGAAAGUGACAUUAUAACUCCUCCUCUCACUCCAGAGCAGCUCCACUGUGCCACAGAAAACGUUUCAGCUUUCACUGAUUCCCCAGAGGAGGUUGUGACAGAGCCGAGUCUGAAUGGGACCCUUCACUACACUGGGGAGGGUGCGGAGGAUAUGUCUCUCUCCUCUGCAUCUUCUCUGGAGAGGAAUGACACCAGUGAGGAGUUCCUAGAUGACUUUGAAAACCUAGGGGACCAGUCCCAGAAUGGCAUCCAGCAGAACAAAAAUCCUGUUGCCACAGCCACCCGGAUACGCAUGCAGAGCUUUUUGAAUGAGACCAUGGACUGGGCUGGGAUUGGGCUGGCAGGUGGUAAGGCAGAUUUACAGAGUGCUCCACUACGUGGUCCACCGCUCAUGUCUCCUGAAGUGGACCGUCAUGCAGUCUCUUCUUUGGAGCUCUCACCCUCUAAUAGCUCUGGAGGGACAUACAUGUGGGAUGAGGAGGGCAUGGAGCCACUGGGACACAACACACACAUGCACCACUGCAGCAGUUUUGAGUCAGACCUCAACAGCGUCGACAUUCUGAACAACCUGGAUAAUACUGGCUCCUGUGACCUAGAAGAUGAUGACCUCAUGCUUGAUGUAGAUCUGCCAGAAGAUGCAGCAUUACUCAAUGAAGGAAUGGCCCACUUUGAGCACUCUGAGAGGGGGGGCCGGCCGGCUCAAUGGAGAAGGAGGCAGCAGAGGUGGAGCGGAGCAGAUCAUACUCAUAAUGACAACAGGCUGGCCGGGUUUCAUUACGAUGCCUGUCGUACAGGCCAUCGAACCCUCCAUCCUGCAAUUCAGCAUGACAGUCACACAGUGGCGCUAGAUGAGCUCACUCUCAAGCACAUGACAGAAGACUGUUCCUCUGUCAAAUCACAGCUGCUUAAACUCAAGAGUCUGUUGCAGAUGGAUGAUGGUGAGAUUACUCCAGAGAGUUUGGAUUCCAGCGAAGAUGACAGCAGAGCCCAGCAGAUGGAGGAGCUGAUGAAGGAGGUGGCACGUCUCAGGGAAGAGCUGAAAAAUAAAGAUAAAAUCAUCACACGGCUCACUCAUCAACAGCAUCAGGAAUCGCCAGUGAGAUGCCACUGUCAUCAGCAUAAGCCUGGGGUCAGAGGUGAGAGGAGAACACAUCAUGAUAAAUCCACUCAGACGGUGUGGCGACCACCCCAUCAUCACCCUGCUGCUGUACCUUCUCCUCUCCUCUCUCCCUGGCAGUGCCAGUACCAGGCUGCACCUCGUGCCAGCAUGCCUCAACGCCGACAAACCUCAAAUACUUCAGCCCAUCAGUCGCAUCCCCAACGAGCCCCUCAUCCAGGGAAAACUAGCAAGAACAGUCCCAAUCGGGGGCCGCAGUGAUGCCUGCACCGGAGGUGAACAGCCACCCAUGCCCUGUCCUCCAUCCCCCUGUGCCCAUCCAAUUCUGCCUCCUGCUAGAGACCCUCGUCUAGAGUCGAAAUCUUUACCUGACCCAGAGGAGAUGAGUCGGUUGCUUAGCACCCACCUUCGCAUACAAGACAUCAAUGAGUGUGACUCACCGGGGGCUGGAGAACAGAUUGCGAGACCGACCCCAGAAAGCCAUCAAAACAAACUGCUGCAAACACCUCACCCCCUGUCCCUCUUCAGCCCUCGUGUCCUGCAGCCUCCACGUCUACACAGACGGGUAACACUCUCUGCUCUGCCUGUAGGGGGCUGUAGUAGGUCAAAUCCAAAAUCUAGACUCUCAGUGAACUACAAGGCCCAGCAGCAGCAGCAGCAGCUUCCUCCUUCUCCGUCCAGAGGUUUGCCAUGCUUCAGUGCUGAGAACCACAUCAUACUGCAUGGCCAGCCCUCCCAGGCUUGGCCAGUAGUAAUCAGGAGAGAAGCUAACCCAGAACACAAUGCUUCAGUAUCGCUUGGUAUCUCCACAAGACUCCCAAAGCCAAAGAUCCACUGAGUGUCAGCUGCAGCCAUAGACACUGAUAAGGCUACCUCCCUAAACGCAUGAUUACACAUGCGGCUUGCACUAGAUGGUGUUUUUUGUGGCUAGACAACAUUUUAAGCUAAAGCAGCUAAAGUUUUGCUUCUAACUAUGCAACAAAAAGUCUCACAAUCAGUGCUACUGUUGCACAGAAACAUUGCACCUAAAAGUCAUUGAUCUUCAUUCCACUUCACCACUCAUCUUCCAUAUUCACCCUAAUAAAUUGACAAAUGAUGGACAGAAGUUCAGGCUGGAAAAACGGGCAAUGAAAAGCAGCAGAUUAGUCUUUGUUUUAUUGAUGCUAAACAAACGUCAAAGACAACAAGUGUGUGCAGUGCCAUUGACUGCCUGUGGAGCUUAUUUGAGACCCUCAUUGUCUGGAUGUUUUCCCAUGCGCCGUGCCCUCUGGACGCCCACUCAUUUAGUGGGUGAAUCUGACAUUUACAUCAGCGACCUCCUGAGGUUUUACUGCAAAACACAUAUUAUUGUCUAGGCAGUCUCCUAGAGCCUGUCUUAAGGAUUGAGUGAGUCAGUACAUCACAUGACUCAAGUCUCCUCUUCAAUUUUCACAGGAAAAGCUGUCAUUCUGCUGUUAUUUGGUGUGUUUGUGUAUUAGUUCAUGCUUCAUUUCACAUCCACGUCUGAGUUCACCACAUAAACCAGGCUCUCGGGUAUUGUUUUUUUCCCCUCAUUCGUGCAUCUUGUUUGUCAGUGCAGCAAGUCUCUAUGACCUACAGACAUAGUGCUUUGGCAGGAGAGUACACAUUCUGCUGUCUGUGCUUCCUUUAUUUUCACCUUGGUUUCAGUCGCGAUCAGCAGAUUUCCAUUUAAGGCUCAUGCCUUCUGUAUCAACGAGGUUCUUUUUUUUUGGAUUAUAAAUUAUGGCAUGCUCAGAGUUUUAACUUGCUUUUUCACCUCUCAUUAGUCGCGUAUAGAACUGUUAUGAUGCUUUUAAAUUAUUUAUACGCUAUAAAGAUGUUUACAGUUGCCUUUAUUAAGCUGUUUGGUCUGUUUCUGUUCUGCAGGAACUUGUUUGCCUUGUCUUUGGCAGAGAAACAGUCUUGCUGAGAAACUUUAAAUGUGCAAGCAGUACACACACUUGAUGAAGUUCUUAGUUUUCGGAAAUGUUGUUGCACUAACUUGUUUUUGGCUCUGCGAGACAUGAAUUAUUAAAUCCAUGAAGUAAUAUUUUUAGUUAAAUUUCCGAAGAUAGAUGCAUUGGAC